AUGCUCUCGAGGCAUGAGCGCUCUUGGACCGCGCUUCUUGUCCCAUUUGUCGCUUCGGCGGGUGAUAUCCUCAAGGCGCCUUGCGAGAAGAGUCCUGAAUGUAGAGUCAGCGGCGCGCCAGUGAAGACCACGCAGAAAGGCUGCAGUGGAAUGCAUGAAGUGCCGAAUUCUGCGGUAUUGCUCGAGGUCAUUGAGCUCGACCGACAACUAUGCAUCUACAUCAACACCUUCGAUAUGGAGUGCAAUCGGAUCAUACGCCCCCUCGAAAACCUCCAGCGGACAAUCCUUGUCGUGCAUACUCGUGAAUUGAUCAUCGUCCUCAGCGAUUAUACUUCCCUCCUCGUCGACAUCUUCUCCUUUCAAUUCGACGCGCUUGGAGCUCUUCGGCAGUUCAUCGAUGGGGAAUGGGAUAGCGCGAAGACAUGUACCGUCCUUCGCUACAAUCGCGAAUCCACCGUUGUGAGCUUGACACGCGCGGUGACGGCUGGUUGCCAUGUGUUAGACGCUCUAUCGGCUCUCGAGCGCCACAUAAUCAAGGACUUGUCUUAUCCGCCUGGUAUCCACUUCAUCAUCCGCCUCCUUGGACUGGACUGGAAUACGCGGGGACUCGCACUCAGAAGCGUCCCAAAAACUAUCAAGGCGAUCUUUGCGAAUGUUCAGGCCAUCGUCGCUUUGGUCGUGCGCUUGAAGGGCUGCGCGAGCGAUCCUCAACUUGGCAUCUCUGUUUCUAUCCUCGCCGACAUCGCCAACAUGCCUCAAGAUAGGCGAAUGCAAGUAGCAUCGCUGGCGAAGCAGAUCGCAUGGGAGUUAUACUCGCUGAGACGGAGAGCACGAGAGACUGCGGACUAUAUCAGGGACCUGGCAACAAGGAAAUCGACCGCCUUGGACUCUACCAUCAUAACAUGCACCGGGAACCUUUUCUAUCAACGCUCUUUUCAACUGCAAGCGCCAGGCGCGCGCAUCAAUCAUCCCUUCGGCGUUGGCUUGAACGCCGACGCCGACGGGUGUUUGUCCCAGCAUUUGCGCCGAACUCUCGGGCCACAAUCCAUCCGCGCCAUCGACCUCAGUGCGCCGCAGACGCCAUUAGUUAGGUGGCUGACCUACUUGAGGCGGCGAAGCUACUUCGACGCCUUGAACCUUGAGGCGAGGGCCCGAUGUUCGGACAACGAUGCGGCUCAGCUUGCCUCGAAAUGGGACAUAGCACUCGAGAGUUUUCGGAAAAGAAAGCUCGACACUAGCGUCACUAGCUUACGCCCAAUCCGGCACGCGAACGCGACCUCGCGUUCCAGUAUCAUCCCGGCGGCUUUUGGAAGCCUCGCCUCUGUAGGAGAGACUCAGGACUGGCUAGUUGCCGCAGAGAAGCUCAUCCAGUUCAGACCCAUAAGCCAUGUGGUUGUGAACUUCGACGCCGAUACACCUAUCGCCACCUUCCACGACACGUGUAUCGACGUCAAAAGGGGUCUCGACCUCGUCCUCGAGGUCUUUGAUCAAGUUGGCCCAGUCGGAGACAAGUCAAAACUGGCUGAGGUGGUCAAGAAGCCUCUGCUCGAUUUGAUCGACGUCGAGCGCAUCAUGGACGAGCUAUUCACCAGCACGAACUACCGCCAGCCUAUCACGAGCGAGUCAAGCGCGGCGUUUGGGGCACCAAAUCUCGAAGAGCUACUGAAGGACGACACAUCCCUCGACAUUGCUACUAUCAAGAGACUUCUCAAGGACUGUGGAUCGAAGCUGAAUGACACGCGCGACAGCUUUCUGUCGUUGCCUACGGCCUUUAGUACGGACGGUGUCUUGGGCACUAUCACACGCAGAUUGCGUGAAAAUCUCCCCAAAAUCUCCGUCAUCAUCAAGGCUUUCUCGACUAUAACGACUGGACUGGGCCGUCUAAAUACUGUCACGGUGGCACUGGACUCGGCGCAAAAUGUUAUCGACCAUGGAAUUCUAGACCCGACAAGCACCUACAAUGUCAACAAGGCGGCCGUCAAAGCUGUUCAAGCCCUUACCGACGCCGUUCUCUUCCAUAUCGACCUAUACAACGAGUUCAAAAAUGUCCUGAACCGCGCCAUUGACGCGCGUGGCUCCAACGCACUCGACCCCGCGACAAAGACGAAUAUUUUGCGCGCAUUCGAUCGGUUCGACCCUCGCGUUCCAUCCGCGCCCACCGUGCACGUUCGAGAGGAAUGCACGAGAGUGCUGUUGACUGUCGGAGGACGGCGGGCACCACUCAGAUCUGGAGAAGCAUCGAUGGAUGCAACGAAUGCGCGCGAGAUGCAGCUGGCCGGUCGAGAAGAUCACGAGCGAGGAAGCACACCUGAGUCGACGCCAGUGUGA
This is a messenger RNA of Schizophyllum commune H4-8, 2328 nucleotides long. RefSeq lists its product as uncharacterized. The record is from RefSeq and is a predicted model, not a curated record. Bases 1 to 2328 code for a protein of 775 amino acids. The transcript has 20 exons. Lineage: Eukaryota; Fungi; Basidiomycota; Agaricomycetes; Agaricales; Schizophyllaceae.